GUUGCCACGGCAGCGUGACGCCGAGGCGGGGCCGGAAGCGACGCACGACCACUUCCGCUUCCGCAAGAACGGCUCUUCCGGAUCGGGAGAAAGGUGGCGGCGCCGUGGGAGUUUCCCUACAGGAACAGAAUGGAAGGAGGACCGAGCAGAUUGGAAAUUCACACCCCAGUAUUUGACAAGAAAAAGAAAAAAUACUCUGUAUAUAAAGAAGGACACCUAAGGAGUUCCCAUGAAAGUUUCAGAGACGCUCCUCUGACAAGUGAACAGCGUCAUAUAACCAAGAGUAAAAAAAAGAGAAAGGAUUUCCAGCAUUUUCAUUCUUCCCCUUUGCAAAAAUCAGAAAUUUGCGAGGAGACUGAAAAGACCACUUCUAUACCCAAAAAGAAUAAAAAGAGAAGACAGAAGGCUUUGGGGGUAGAUGAGGAAACAGGCGUGGUGUACGUCCUGGUGGAUAAAGAAAAUAUCAAGGACACGCCGAAGAAUUUUAGGAGUGACGUCGAUGUCGUGUACGUGGACACGAGCAAGGAACAAAAGCCGACACAAGAGCCUGACGCAGACGAACCGCAGUCCGUUCCCAAGUCACAUGAAAAUGAGUCCGAAGAACCGCAUCAUAAAGUCAGGGAGAAAAAGAGGAAAAAACAUCGGAAGAACGCGGCAUCGGGCGAUGCUGUGCAGGAAAGCCCGCGUGCGAGCCUGCCCCUGCCCGAGGUGGAACCACCCCAGCCAGAAGCCCCCCUUUCCGUGGGCCCAGAGGGCGAAAUUGCCCAGCUGCCAAUACCCGCAGGUAAAAAAAAGUCUAAGAAAAAAAAGAGAAAAAUUUCACACAACCAGGAAUUUGAGGCAGUGCCCAGGCCUGAGGGUCUGGAGAACGCGCACUCCGAAGGAUGUCGAGGGGUCAGCGGUGUAAAGAAAAAGUCUAAGAAACGGAAGCGAAGCUCUUCUGCUGAAAGCCCCGUAGCGCCUGGUGGGGAGUUUUCAGCGCUCGCCGCCAGCUUGGAGGACGCGCACUUUGAUUCGCUGCUGGGAAAUGGCACCUUGAUUGGAGAAAGGGAGGAGCCCAGGCCACGGGAGGAGAGAACCCAGGCCUGUAUGGGAGAGGUGCAGAGGUUGGAACCCACAAACAAAGAAGAAGGCCGUCUGGAAGUGGCCACAGGUUCCGAGACGAGAUACUUACCCGAAGAGUCGAGAGAUUUGGGCGACUCGGAUGUGGAUUUGGACUCGGCCGUGAAGCAGCUCCAGGAGUUCAUCCCCGACAUCAAGGAAAGGGCCGCCACCACCAUCAAGAGGAUGUACCGGGAUGACUUAGGGCGGUUUAAGGAAUUCAAGGCACAGGGUGUCGCUAUUAGAUUUGGCAAGUUUUCUGUAAAGGAAAAUAAGCAGUUAGAGAAAAACGUGCAAGAAUUUCUGUCCCUGACCGGAAUUGACAAUGCAGACAAGCUGCUGUAUACAGACAGAUACCCAGAGGAGAAAUCUGUGAUCACCGACUUGAAAAGAAAAUACUCCUUUAGACUGCACAUCGGGAAGGGCAUUGCCCGGCCCUGGAAACUCGUUUACUAUCGAGCAAAGAAGAUGUUUGAUGUCAACAAUUACAAGGGCAGGUACAGCAAAGGAGACAUGGAGAAAUUAAAGAUCUACCACUCCCUGCAUGGAAACGACUGGAAGAAGAUUGGCGAGAUGGUGGCUCGAAGUAGCCUCUCUGUUGCCCUGAAGUUCUCCCAGAUCAGCAGCCCGAGAAACCACGGUGCUUGGAGUAAGACGGAAACCCAGAAGCUAAUCAAGGCUGUGGAAGAAGUGAUUCUAAAGAGAAUGUCUCCCCACGAGUUACAGGAGAUGGAUUCUAAGCUCCAAGAGAACCCCGACGGCCGCCUGUCUAUUGUCAGGGAAAGUCUCUACAAGGGCAUUUCUUGGGUAGAAGUAGAAGCCAAAGUAGAAACCAGAAAUUGGAUGCAGUGUAAAAGUAAGUGGACGGAAAUUCUAACCAAGAGGAUGACGAAUGGUCGGGAUGUGUACCGCGGAGUGAAUGCCCUGCGGGCCAAAAUCAACCUGAUCGAAAGGUUGUAUGAAAUAAACGUGGAAGAUGCUAAUGAAAUAGACUGGGAAGAUCUUGCUGGUACCAUAGGUGAUGUCCCGCCGUCCUACGUUCAAACUAAGUUUUAUAAGCUGAAAGCUACCUGUGUUCCCUUUUGGCAGAAGAAGACUUUUCCAGAGAUCAUAGACUACCUUUACGAGACCAGUCUGCCUCUGCUUAAGGAAAAGUUAGAGAAGAUGAUGGAGAAAAAAGGUGCUGAAAUCCAGACUCCCGCGGCGCCCAGGCAGGUGUUCCUACUCCGAGACAUCUUUUAUUGUGACGACACCAGUGAGGGAGAAGACGGGGAGGAGAAGAAUUAAGGGGAGGACACUGUGCCUUGGGCACCCCUCCAGGUGUCGUUGGAUUUCUUUGCAAUGGGGCGGAGAACCUGUUUCCAGGACUGAUGUUUAGGAGAGAGAGAAGGAGCCAUGGCCACAGGAAGGGGAUGACGAUACCUUGCGUGGCGGAGCAUCCCACGGUGAUUCGCACACUCACGCUCUAGUGCGUUUGAGCGUGCAGGGAAAGAGGUGCGUAAGAGUCGACUUAAUGCUUCCGUGCCGUUGGACACAAUCACAACGAACGGUUCUCCUAAAACCACAGUAUCCCCCGUCCCUCUCGUCGCGGCACAGGGUGUGGAGUCACGGCCCGUGAACAGUUCGUGCUAAGGAUUUCAACGUACACGCUCGGCCAAAAGGGGAACGCUACCAGUUUUCGUCACCGUGCCUGCCGGCUUGCCUUCUGUCUUCCCAGUUGUUACUCUGUGUGCUCAGUGUGCGUGAGUAUCAGGUGUGUGUUACCAGGGAGUUGUGGACCCGCUGGGCUCCCAGACUGGCUUCACUUCGCACGUCCCUGCCUUCGUGGGCGGGCCUCUUCCUGAGUGAGUCAAGUGCUCAAGGGUACGUAUUCUGCAUACGAGCUGCGUUCCCAAAGCCACUGAAUUCACCUGGUGUCCAACUGGAGAGAAACCAAAACCCCAACCCCAGCAGACUCUUCCACUGCUUCCGGAAAAUCCGGUUCUGUGAGAUUUUUGGAGGGCUGCUGUGUGGGUCUGAGGCACAGCUCACACCCUGCAGGGUUUCAAGGAUAGUUUUGAGUGUUGGGCCAUUCCGUCCGCCAGGAAAGCAAAACCAUUCCAGAGAGUUGGAACAGAGGAUUCAACCUAGGGAUUUAGGUUACAACGUUGUUAAACAGGAUCGAAGACGCGAACGGGAAGGCUGGAUUCCCGAGCAACGAGUGACUGAGGGGAGGCGGUUGUGGCCCUGCUAACGUGCCCUGUCCCCGUGCUGCCUGGGUUGUCUCCUGCUGCUGCCCUGGCGGGACCCUGUGUCUCCUCAGAACACAGCAGCUGCUGCCUCGCUCCUGCCUUCCAUCGUCUCCCUCUCCUCCAGCCCCUCGGCAGAACCCUGCUGGCCCGGGGAGUGGGGUUCCAGGAUUCUAGCCGCACCCGUCCUGGGGAGGACAUAAGAUGAGGGUGAACAGCGUCCCAUGCAGCGACGUCGCCAUCUACGCCAAGACAGAACUGCACUGUCUCCUGAGCAUUCUCUCCAAUGUCAUGACUCUCGCAUCACGACGUGUGCUGUUGGUUAAUUCAUCCGUGAAGCCAGAUGUUUGCCCAAAGCUACCCUACCUGGAGAAGGAAGAAUACAGACACAAGUCUGGGAGUCUGGUGACUCAGUGGUGACUGUAUCCCCAGCACCUGUCCCACUAUGGUGCAAGUAAGGAACACUCCGUAAAUGCUCAGCAAACAAAUGACUGUUUCCUUUGGGCAAGCGUUUUACCUUUACUCCCCUCCUACCUGGCAGACACACCGUCUCCAUGCUGACGGGAACACAAGAUCCUUUCAGAGGACGGUCGGGCAAAAGACAUCAGAGCCUUAAGAAUGGACACAAACUAAGAUCCGGCAAUUCACUUCUAGAAUGAAAAGGACUGGUGCAUAAGAAGGGCAACUUUAUGAUUUGAAAUGGAAAAACACGUAAAUGUUCCUUAAUGGGAAUCUGUUACUGUAUAUUCCUAGAAUGGGAUAGUAUCCGAUAAUUAAAAACGAACAUGAUAGAGUGGAUUAACAUAAAACGAGGUAAACAAAAUGAACCAAAGUAUUUCAGAAGAGUAAAUAUUUUCAAUUUUGUAAAAGUAAAAAAAAAAAAAAAAAAGGCGGGGGGCGGGGGUGGAUUGUGUAUAUGUAGAUGCAUUAAAACGUAUGGGAGAAGUUAAGCCCCAAAUUUUGGGAGAGGUUCUCUCGGGGCGGUGGGAUGGUGAAUUUACAGGUUGGAACUCUCGAUUCGCAAGUGCCGGGAGCUGGACCCAGAUAGAUGUAAGGAAUCCGGGAGCUCUCAAGACCGAAAGGCCAGAGGAACCACUCGUCUUAAGUAAGGACUGGUCCAGCUACUUGGAGUCACCAGAGAUGGGGUUUCUUGCGGAUUCCCUGCUCUCCCCCCACCAUCGCCCACUUCUCUUCAGUCCACACACAGCAGCCCCUUCACCCCCCACCUGUGUCAGCAGACCUGCUCCCUGUCCGGAGGAAGGAAAACAGCCUCUUCCCCUUGCUUUUAAGUCCUAGGCUUUGUUCCUAGUGCCCAAGUGAAAGUUUGUGCCCAACUCUGAAGUGUCCCUGGAGUCAAGGAGAUAGGAUGGUCUUCAGCCAACGUGAACACCCACCCCACCCCUGGAGCUGGGAUUUAGCUCAGGAUGCCUCUAGCAGCUGAGAGCGGAAAUACCCCAGUGGGAAAAAUCAGGGUCCCGUUAGCAGAAGGGGUAAGUGGACUCUGAGGAAGCAA
This is a messenger RNA of Leopardus geoffroyi (Geoffroy's cat), 4842 nucleotides long. RefSeq names its product transcription termination factor 1 (gene TTF1). NCBI's taxonomy places the organism in Eukaryota, Metazoa, Chordata, Mammalia, Carnivora, Felidae. The record is from RefSeq and is a predicted model, not a curated record. The coding region runs from base 130 to 2388 and encodes 752 amino acids. The transcript is spliced from 11 exons.